AUGGCAGGUACAAGUGUACUGAGACACCUGCAGAAGCUGGCUCUAAAUACUCUCUCAGCAAUCACUAUAGAACCCAUAUUGUUUUUACAGUAUACUGGUUUGUAUACACUCACAGUUGUUAGAGACACCCUGAAAAUAGAACGGUUCUGUAGAGUGACCCUAAACUAUUCCACUGAGGAAUGCAGCGCUAUUAACGACGGGGAGCAUACAGAGCUACAGGUGAAGGUACAGCAACUCGACAGUGUUCUCACAUUUUAUGAAAAGAUAGCAAGCACUGUUAUACCAAUCUUGUUGCUGUCUUUCAUUGCUUCCUGGAGUGACAAGCGAGGCCGUCGUAUUCCAAUCCUCCUUUCAUUGUUCGGAGAAAUACUUUACGCCAUUAUCUACUUGCUGGAGGCGGUAUUUACCUCAUGGUCACCAUAUGUUCUUUUAGUUGCGUCCUUCCUUCAGAGUAUUGGAGGAGGCUUUGUAAUGCUUUUAAUGGCAUCUUACAGUUACAUGGCAGACAACACCACUAAGCAGUCUAGAACAAUUCGCAUGACAGUCAUGAAUGUAUUCCGUCAUAUUGGAGGUCCAGUUGGAACACUUUUGGGUGCUUGGAUCUUUGAGAUUGGAGGUUUCAUAUCAGUCUUUAGUACCUCUCUCCUUCUGUACAUUCUCGCUUUUGUAGCAGCUUUAAUUAUAGUCAAAGAAAAAAAUCAAGAAGAAGAGAGUGCUGGUCAUAACCUGAAGGAAACAAGUCCAUGGAACCCGAAGAAUGUGACAGACUUACUUCGUGUUGCCACGAGAAGACGAUCAGGCAGAACCCGGGGUCAUCUUAUACUCCUCCUGACACUGAUACUCGGUUACUUGAGCUCUUUACCCCAUAACUUGUACCUGUGGACACGCAGAGUGUUCACCUGGGACCAGAACCAGUACAGCUUAUACUCGUCACUCAACUUAAUUUUUGAGCAGCUGGGAGUUCUCAGUACUGCAGCAAUUUCCCGCCGACUAAUUCUACACGACUGUGAGAUUGGUGCAAUUUCAGCCCUCACUUUGUUUAUGAAAAACUUGACUUUCGGAUUUCUGACCACUUCUAGUCAGUGGUGGGUUCUAUAUGUGUUUAUUGCCGUGCCUGGCUCACUGCCCAGCGUCAUAGUCAGAUGCCAAAUAUCUAAGCUGUGUGAUAUGGAGGAGGUUGGAAGAUAUUUCUCACUUGUGGCUAUCCUAGAGGUGUUGUGGCCUUUGAUAGAUGCUGCUAUCUUCACCGCUGUCUACAUGUCUACUCUCUACAUCUAUCCGUCUUACGAACACCUGCUUGGUGCUUUAUUCAGUGUCUUCGUCUUGGCAGGUUUCCUGUUUCUCAGGUUGUCCUUGGCCAGUUGUCAAGCCACAGCACUUGGUGUUAAAGAUUCACUUACAGUACCUGAUGUCAAAGGUUCACAUACAGUAUCUGAUGUCAAAGGUUCAUUUACAGUACCUGAUGUCAAAGAUUCAUUUCCAGUACCUCAUGUCGAAGGUUCACUUACAGUACCUAAUGUCAAAGGUUCACUUACAGUACCUACUGUCAAAGGCCCCACUUACAGUACCUGAUGUUAAAGGUUCAAUUACAGUACCUCAUAUCAAAGGUUCACCUACAGUAAUUGACGUUAUACAGUAGCAAGCGUUGACGCCAGCAGACAAUAACCUCCUUAUCCAAGACUAGGGACAAUGUUUGACUCUUCUGGUUUAUCGAUAGUAGUAGUAGUAAUAGUAGUAGAAAUAACAGUAUUUGUAAUAGUAGUAGUAAUAAUACUAGUAAUAGUAGUAGUAGUAAUAGAAGUAGUAGUAGUAGUAGCAAUAAUAGCAACAUUAGUAAUAGACAAUCAAUCUAUACACUGCAUAUCAUACAGACACGUUAACACACCUAACUUAUUCCUCUACAAACAAUACUCCUGCACUAGACAUCUUUCAUCUGGUCGUAAUUCGAUAAACAUAUCUCUAGUUACUUCAUGACCUUUCUAGCUAAGUUAUUCCAGAUAGUCUUACAUCCAAAAUCACUUUAAAAAAAUAUACAGUAUGUAUCAAAGAAGAAAUUACAUAAAUAUUGGUAUCAUGUUUUACAAGAUUAAAAAAUUAUAGUUAUAUUGAUCAGUGAUUUAAAAGUCUUAACUUCUUGUAAGACAACAUUAUGGUUAAGUACAGACAUUAAUGGCGCAGCAUUUGGACUACUGGUGCCCUCAAGGGAGGUUCCUUGACACUGGUGAGGGGCUCAGUAUCUAGGGAAUGGGAUCUGUGCUCCAGUUCCCUGAAUUGAGCCUGAAUACCUUCCAUCCUUUCCCUCCCCCAACUUGUGCGGUAUAAUCCUACGGGUUUAGCGCUCCCCCAUAAUUAUAAUAAUAAUAUUUGGACUACUGGUGUUAGUGGGGAACCCCAACAUGUUUCGUAUUUACAAAUAUAAACCUGAAAAUUAUUAAGGUACCCAGAGGUAAAACCUUGCCAGACUUAAUCAGACAAAAUUGUAUAAAUAAAACAAGAGUAUCAAAAUUAAUAAUUUUUAAAUUUCUAAAUGUAGAAUUAUAUUUUGCAUAAAACAUACGAAGUCCUAUUUCAACUUCCUUAUUAUCUAGUAAGUUCGUAGCGGUUGACAAGACCCGGGCCGGGAGAGUACCGGCGAAUCAAGAAGUCAAGGCCGGGCCACCACCUGGAAAAGACCCGGGCCGGGCCGGGAGAGUACGGGCGAAUCAAGAAGACAAGGACGGGCCACCAUCUGGAAAAGACCCGGGCCGGGAGAGUACCGGCGAAUCAAGAAGUCAA
Messenger RNA from Cherax quadricarinatus, 2775 nucleotides. RefSeq names its product probable peptidoglycan muropeptide transporter SLC46. The record is from RefSeq and is a predicted model, not a curated record. NCBI's taxonomy places the organism in Eukaryota, Metazoa, Arthropoda, Malacostraca, Decapoda, Parastacidae. Gene Ontology annotation, cellular component: membrane. Gene Ontology annotation, biological process: transmembrane transport. Gene Ontology annotation, molecular function: transmembrane transporter activity.